UCAAAACAUGGACUUACGACAAAAUUGGACAAAAUAAAUACCCGGUGAAGAUUUUAUACUUGUUUGUUGUGAAUUUUAAAUAGUUAUCGCAUUUACUCGUUGAUGAUAAGUUAGUUGAUGUAUCAAGGUGAAUGCGUUCAAAAUGUUGUUUAGAACUUGUGAAAUAUGUAAACUAAGAUCUGGGCGAAAAUGUGGUGAAAAGAGAAUGUUUAUGUCUCGAUUUCCUCUAAAUGAAGAGCGAUGUAAACAAUGGGUUAAAGCUACCGGUAACGAAGAUUUGGUAUAUGUACCCAUAGAAAAGUUACAUGAGUUAAAAUUUGUAUGUGGAAAACAUUUCAAUGCAAAGGACUUCAAUAAAAAGGGAACACGGUUAAAAAGAUUUGCGAUACCAUCAUUAUAUUUAAAAGAUCCUCUAACUGAUAAAAUAAUGCAAGAUUUCCCACUUCAUAUUGCUAAAAGUUCAGAUGUAAACAAUGGGUUAAGAUGACCGGUAAGGAGGAUCUGGCCUAUGUGCCUAUUGAAAAGCUACACCAACUUAAACAAAUUUGUGGCAAGCAUUUUCUACCACAACAUUUUAAGAAAAAGGGAACACAAUUGAAAAAAAUAUCAAUUCCUUGUGUGGGACUUACUGCAGAGCCAUUGGCAGAUGAGCUCUUGAUUGGAUUUCCACUACAUGUAGAGAAAACCAUAACUUCUGAUCCUAUUAUUGAAAUAACAGAGCCAUCUUGUGAUAUAUCUACUGAACAUAAUUACUGCACUCCUAAGAUUGAUGAAUGUGAAACAAGUCCAGUAUGUGAUACAGAAGACUCGAGGGCAGACCCGUUGCACGACCAGUCUGAGGAAGGAGAGCAGAAGCCGGACAUCGACGAACUUGAUGCUAAGACGGAUGCUGUUAAAGAUGCUCCAGCAGAAAACAUGGCAAAAGUGAGCAGGGUGGAUGACCUAGAGCAGUGCUGCCAUCUCUGUCUGUCUCGGGAAGGCUCACUGGCGCCGCUACGGGGCUCGGGACUUGAGGAAAUGUUGAUGGAUCUCUUCAGUUUGGAGGUGCGGGCGGGCGACGUGCCGGCGCAGGCGUGCGGCGACUGCGCGGCGCGCGUGUCCUCCGCGCACUCCCUGCAGCGCACCGUGCGCGCCGCGACCCGGCACCUGGCGCGCCUGCUGCAGGGUCAAUGUACUGACGGGUCACAAAAUGAAAUCACAGAACCGACACAAAAUGAGCAACACGCGAUGGAAGAUGUUCAAGAUACUCUACAGAGGUCUGAUAAUUUAUCCGAUGACGAUUCACUGCCUGAGUUACCAUUUGAAUUUGAAAAGGCAAAGCAUUUUUGCACUUUAUGCAACGAGAAAUUUAAAACAAUGGCGAAGCUGAACAAGCACCGUCAUGAGGUGCACGGGCGCGUCGAGGAGCCCUACGUGUGCCGCUACUGCGGGAAGGUGCUAAGUCGCAGUUCUAUUUUCAAACACGAAAGACGACACUUGAAAAGAGAAGGGGUACUUCCCAUGGACUACGAGUGUAAAAUGUGUGGCGGCGGGUUUAUGGUGAAGGCGUUCUGGCUGCGCCACCUGCGGGUGCAGCACGGGGGCCAGCGCCGCCCCGCCUGCGCCCCGUGCCAGCGCCGCUUCUCCACCCGCGACUCUUACUUCAAUCAUCUGAAGGAAGAACAUGGCGAUACGACUCCUUAUAGAUGUUCUCUAUGUCACAGAGCUUUUGAAGAAAAAGAUAGGUAUGAAAAUCACAUGGCGAGUCGCCACUUCAACAAGAAUAGAGUAAGAAAAAGAAAAGCCCCGUUCAGAAAACAACAACAAAUGCGCCGUCUAACUAUGCAGUGUGAAGUGUGCGAAAGUCGAUUUGAUGAAAUUGCGAACUUACUGGAGCAUUACAAGACUGAGCACAACAUCACCGCCGUGGUGGCGGACGCGGGGGGCGGGGGGGAUGACGUCACACUGCCUACCGCUAGCGAACAAUUACCACCCGAAGAACCUGAAAAUGUUGAAUGUGAUAUGUUAUGGUAGUGAAUAGAAGUAUUCAAACUAA
Molecule: messenger RNA, 2035 nt
Organism: Plutella xylostella (diamondback moth)
Lineage: Eukaryota; Metazoa; Arthropoda; Insecta; Lepidoptera; Plutellidae
Biological process (GO): regulation of transcription by RNA polymerase II
Cellular component (GO): nucleus
Molecular function (GO): DNA-binding transcription factor activity, RNA polymerase II-specific; zinc ion binding; RNA polymerase II transcription regulatory region sequence-specific DNA binding
Source: RefSeq, a predicted model, not a curated record